Messenger RNA from Cyprinus carpio (common carp), 1966 nucleotides. Its product is annotated as ribonuclease inhibitor-like. Lineage: Eukaryota; Metazoa; Chordata; Actinopteri; Cypriniformes; Cyprinidae. The transcript is spliced from 9 exons. The coding region runs from base 1 to 1026 and encodes 341 amino acids. The record is from RefSeq and is a predicted model, not a curated record. Gene Ontology annotation, molecular function: protein binding.
AUGUGUGGGCUGAAUAAUUGUGAGUUGACAGAAAAAAGCUGUUCAGUUCUAGCUACUGUUCUCUCCUCCAAAACCAUCCUGAAAGAGUUGAACCUGAACAACAGCCGUCUGCUGAACUCAGGAGUCAAAGAGAUCUGUGAGGGACUGAAGAAUCCUGUGUGUGAGCUGAAGAUACUCAAGCUCAGUAACUGUGAUCUAAAUGAUGAAAGCUGUUCAGCUCUUGCUUCAGUUCUCAGUUCAGACUCCAGCAGUCUGAAGGAUCUUGAUCUGAGCAAUAAUAAUCUGCAGGAUCCAGGAGUGGAGCUGCUCUCUGAUGGCCUGAAAGAGAACUGUAAACUAGAGAAACUCUGUCUUUCAGACUGCAGUGUCACUGAAGAAGGUUCUAAAGCUCUGGCUUCAGCUCUGAGAUCAAACCCUUCACACCUGAUAGAGCUGGAUCUCACAGGAAAUGAUCCUGGACAAUCAGGAGUGAAGGAGCUCAGUGAUUUACUACAGGACCCAAGCUGUAAACUAAAGACACUGAGGUUUUUGAGUCCCGCUGCAGAUGAAGCCUGUCAGUUUGUGACUGGAAUUGUGGGUAAAAAACCGUUACUCCUGAGAAAACUAAAUUUGAGUGAACAGAAGCUAGGAGACAAACAAAUGGAUCAGAUUGCUGCUCUACUGCAGGAUAAACACUGUAAACUCAACACACUGAUGCUGAAUAAUAACUGUAUUACAGAAGAAGGUUGUGUUGCUCUGACUUCAGCAUUUAAUUCAAAUCCUCAAAACCUGAUAGAGCUGGAUCUGAGUGGAAAUAAACUACGAAACACAGGAAUUGAGAAAAUCUGUCCUCUGUUGGAAAAUGCACAAUGCAGAUUAGAGAAAUUGAAACUUUCAGAUUGUUGUAUUACUGAAGAAGGAUAUAAAACUUUGACUUCAUCUCUGAAGUCAAAUUCACACCUGACAGAGCUGGAUCUUAGAGGAAAUCAUCCUGGACAAUCAGGAGUGGAGGGGCUCAUUGAUUUACAGCGGGGGUGGAUGCUGUAAAUUAAAGACCAUCAGGUUUUUGAAAAGUCCUGCUGCACAGGAAGCGUGUGAGUAUCUUACUAAAGUGCUGGGUGUAAAUCCAUUAGUACUAAAAGAACUGGAUCUGAGUGAAGAUAAAUUAGGAGACCUGGAUGGGGAGAAACUCUCUGCUCUUUUGAUGGACACUCAUAGCAAACUGGAGAAAAUUAUGCUGAAUAAUUGUAAGCUGACAGAGAAAAGUUCAAUUCUAGCUACUGUUCUCUCCUCAAAAACCAUCCUGAAAGAGAUGGACCUGAACAACAGCUGUCUGCUGGACUCAGGAGUCAAAAAAGAUCUGUGAGGGACUGAAGAAUCCUGUGUGUGAGCUGAAGAUACUCAAGUGAGUACAUUUCACCAUCAGCUACAAUGGUAAUUGCAAUAUCUACAUGUUGUCGGAUAUGUAAACACUCAAACCUAAUUACUUGCCAUUCGUCUUUUGUUGUCUACUUACUCAAAUGCCCAUGCUUUGUUAUGUUGGUAAAACUAAAAGAGAAUUAAGAAUAAGACUACAUGAACACAAAAGUAACAUACGCAAUCACGAUAUUAAGUCACCCGUGGCCAGACAUUUUAAUGAGUUUGGGCAUGAUAUUUGUACUUUGAAAUUUCUAGGUAUUGAGUUAGUCAAACCUCUUUAACGGGGAGGUGAUAGGGAGCGCUAUCUUCUUCAACGAGAGGCUUUUUGGAUUUAUACACUUCAAACAGUAUACCCCAAUGGUUUAAAUGAAGAAUUACCUUUAAAUUGUUUUUUUGUGAAACCAUUUGGGUUGCAAUCAAUCCUUUUUUGAUAAUUGUUCAUAAGGGUCACAUGUGAGCAUUGUCUAUGGUCUUCUUGUUUUAUUUCUUGUGUGUUUCCAUAAUGUUCGUAACUUGAUGCACCUGAUGGUGCUGAUGAUUUGAGGAAUGGGGUUCACCUGUGAUGUCU